Molecule: messenger RNA, 1065 nt
Organism: Rhododendron vialii
Lineage: Eukaryota; Viridiplantae; Streptophyta; Magnoliopsida; Ericales; Ericaceae
Exons: 2
Coding region: 74-460 (128 amino acids)
Source: RefSeq, a predicted model, not a curated record
GAGAGAGAGAGAGAGAGAGAGAGAGGGGGGGGGGGGGGGGGGGAUAAUAUCUAUGAAUUAGGAGGAAAUUGCGAUGAGACGACAAGACCACCAACAAUCUAGGGUUUACCUGGAGCUUUCUGCUCUGAUUCUCAACAUCCUCCGAUCUCCUCCUCCUACGCCGGCGGCUCCGUCAGGUUCCCCGUCAAGGCGACUGCCGCAGAUAUCUCCAACGGGUUUCGCGUCGUUGCUGUUGGGCAUUUCGCUGACUCUGAUGCUCUGCGGAUCGAUCACCUUCUUCAUUGGAUUCAUGUUGAUGCCUUGGGUUCUUGGAUUGGUCAUGGUUUUGUACGUGGCUGGAAUUCUCUCCAGUUUGUCGAUUAUCGGGCGCGCCGUUCUUUGUCACGCCACGUCACCGGCUGCACAGCCCAAGGAGGUUCGAGAGAGAACCAAGCUUCUGAUUAUAGGAGUUAGGGAAUAAUGAAGAAUGCAACUUUGGUGACUCGUCGGCAUACUAGUUUCAGUUUCAGCUUCUGCAUUCUUAGUCACGAUAAGCUUGGCAUGAAAACAGGUGCGUUGGUCUCACUUCAUGAAUCACACAUAAUUUGGCCUAUCGAAAAGCUCAGCCCUGAAAGUAGGUGCCUCCCUUCUCAAGCCAAUCCAAAAAAGUGAACUUGACACUAGGCUCAAUUUCAAGUGUAUGUUGGUCUUGCUUACUAAAACAUGGGAUCUUAAUUAACUUUGGCCUGCGACUAGACUUGUUUUGUCCUACAGUCUUAGAAACCUUAGCACCGGAAGUAAUCAUGGUUCAAGGAUGAUUUAGAAUUCCCUGGAAGGCUGGAGCCUUUGUCCAUCCUCUAUGUUCUGUUUUUCUUUUUGUGGAUUUAUUUUUUUUGGUCUACCAGUUCUCAAAUAUAUUUCAUGUCUCAUGCACAGAAACGUGCUAUGGUAUGUAUGUCAAUACGAUCAUUUUUUAAUUGCUUUUAACUUUUCAAUGCUGUAGCAUGGAAGCUCUUGUGAAGAUGGUUUACAAGUGGUUAAAGUAUUCCAUGGAGGAUUCAGCAGCACUAAUGCUACUUCUGCCAA